GCAACGCUGGCGCACGCAGACGCACGUGUUUGCAGGCCUCAUUUUGGAUUUUUCUUUUACACGCGGCGUCAGACUCGAGAAGGUUAAGUUCGUGUUUGCUGCGCGACACAAAGUAUUUCUUCACAUAAAUAUUGUUGCAUUUAAGUGUGCACAAUGUUUGUGUUAUAUGAAACGCCGGCGGGCUACGCAAUUUUCAAGUUGCUCGACCAAAAGAAACUCGAGCAGGUUGAUAAUUUGUAUCUGGAAUUUGAGACACCCGAAAAAGCGAACAAAUUGCUUAAACUGAAGCAUUUUGAGAAAUUCAAUGAUACCACAGAGGCACUCGCUGCUGCCACCGCAGCAGUCGAGGGCAAAGUAUCCAAACCGCUGAAGAAGACAUUGAAAAAGCUGCUGGUCGAUGACGUGCAAUCGUCGCUGCUGGUGGCCGAUGCCAAGCUGGGCACAGCCAUCAAGGACAAACUGUCGGUGCAGUGUGUGUACAAUACGGGGGUGCAGGAGUUAAUGCGCUGCAUACGCCAGCAGGCGGACAGCUUGCUCGGUGGUCUGCCUAAACGUGAGAUGACCGCCAUGGCAUUGGGUCUGGCACAUUCAUUGUCCCGAUACAAGCUGAAGUUCUCGCCGGACAAGAUUGACACGAUGAUUGUACAGGCGCAGUGUCUACUCGAUGAUUUGGACAAAGAACUGAAUAACUAUAUGAUGCGGGCCCGCGAAUGGUAUGGCUGGCAUUUUCCCGAACUGGGCAAACUGAUCACGGACAAUGUUGCGUUCGUAAAGACAAUCAAAUUGGUGGGCACCAGGGAUAAUAUGUCCACCUCAGAUUUGUCUGACAUUCUGCCGGAAGAUGUGGAACAGCAGGUGAAGGAAGCGGCGGAAAUUUCCAUGGGCACCGAAAUCAGCGAUGAGGAUGUGAUAAAUAUUCAGUGUCUGUGCGAUGAAAUCAUUUCCAUCAACGAUUAUCGCACACAUCUCUAUGACUACCUCAAGGCACGCAUGAUGGCCAUGGCGCCCAAUUUAACGGUGCUCGUGGGCGACACAGUUGGCGCCCGUUUAAUUGCGCACGCCGGUUCGUUGAUCAAUCUCGCCAAGCAUCCCUCAUCAACUGUGCAGAUCUUGGGCGCUGAGAAGGCCCUGUUCCGUGCACUCAAAACGAAGAAGGAUACGCCCAAAUACGGUUUGAUCUAUCAUGCCCAGCUGGUCGGUCAGGCGAGCCAAAAGAACAAGGGCAAAAUGUCACGUUCCCUGGCAGCCAAGGCAUCGCUGGCGACGCGUGUCGAUGCCUUCGGCGAGGAGGCCACCUUUGAGCUGGGCGCCACACACAAAGUAAAACUGGAGUCGCGACUCCGUCUGCUCGAGGAGGGUAAUCUGCGCAAACUGUCUGGCACGGGCAAGGCCAAGGCCAAGUUCGAAAAGUACCAGGCCAAGAGUGAGGUUUUCACCUAUCAGCCGGAGGCGGAUAACACGCUGCAGGUGAAGAAACGCAAACAUUCAGAAGCUGAAACGCCCGUCAAACAGGAGGAGGCUGCUGACGCUGAGGCAGCAGAUGAGUCCCAGUUGAAAUCUGAAAAGAAAAAGAAGAAGAAGAAGAAGCAAAAGGAUGAAGAGUCUCCAGAAGCUGAGGAGGCUGAGGCUGAGGAGGAGGAAACGCCCGCCCAGCCGCCGAAGAAAAAGAAGAAGUCCAAACAUCAAGAAUAGGCUUGCUUUUGUUGUUAUUUGGGCUAUAUUUGAUAGUGCUUAGGCUUAUAGAUUUUAGCAGUUACCAUUUUAGUUUUAAAUCAUCCACAAAAUACAGUUUUAUUUGUUGUGUACUACAUUAGAAAUAAAAUGUAACAUGUCAAACAAAAUUAAACACAAUUUGUUUUAUGAUGAAACC
This is a messenger RNA of Drosophila grimshawi, 1870 nucleotides long. RefSeq names its product nucleolar protein 58 (gene nop5). The record is from RefSeq and is a predicted model, not a curated record. The transcript is spliced from 2 exons. Gene Ontology annotation, molecular function: snoRNA binding. Bases 154 to 1692 code for a protein of 512 amino acids. Gene Ontology annotation, cellular component: small-subunit processome; box C/D methylation guide snoRNP complex. Lineage: Eukaryota; Metazoa; Arthropoda; Insecta; Diptera; Drosophilidae.